CCCUCGUCCCCCGUCACGAACGGAUAGCAAAGGAGGUCGUUCUCUACGUUUGUUUGCGACAUAGAUUAUGGACUUUGACGCUGCCGCUCGUCGGCUGGCCAAGGAGCAAUCGCAAAUACACAGUCGUCGAACUCAAAGCCGCCGAGUCGAAAUUUCCGCACGCGCCAAGCGCGAAGCAGUGCAUCGUCAAGCGCAACAAGCCCGGUUGGUCGAAGAAAAACGCGAGAAACAGCGUCAGCACGACUUCAUUACAACUUAUAUGCGACAAUGUGACCGAAUGUUGGGACUUAAAGGCCUAGGGAAUGAUAAUGGCUCAUUGUUGCUUCGUGCGACUUCGAUUCACGGCCAAGGUGACAAGAUUGCGCUGCCACCGAGUGUCUUGCAGUUUCUCACAAACACCGGACUGGAAAUGGCAGAUACACCCUGGACCUUUCGAAUCGCAAUUCGCAACACUAGCUAUGAAUUCCCGGCAUCGCCCUUGCUAAAAUCCAUGUCAAUUCCAAGGAAGAGUCAUACCGUAGAUGAGGAGGACUCCGAUUCGGAAGAAGACACGAACGCUACCUCGGCAUAUUUAGACGAAAUGACGUAUCGUUACCUGGCCUACACACACGCAACCGUCGUAGAAUUUACACAAGAUGAGGGGUGCGUGGGCAUCCCCGAGCCUAUUGCUGCUGCUUUACUUUCACAACGUGGUCGCGGAGAUGUACUUACGACGCGCACUACUGAUCCUUCUGCAAAUACCCACGACAAGUCUAAAGACGUUUCCGAAAGUGAAACGGACAUGAACAGAAGUACAAAUAACGAAACAGAUGAGGGAAAGACUCCUGGACAUAUAGCGUGGGGUGCGUUCGACGUUCCCGAUUGUUUAAUUGAAGUUAGUCUGGUACAUCUUCCGAAAGGGCAAGCAUGUACAUUGGUUCCGACACAAGAAGCUCUCAAAAACGGCUUUCACAACUUAAAAGACGUCAAGUUGGUGUUAGAACAGUCACUGAUACGAACACGCGCAACUCUUUCCGUGGGAGAUUUGGUACACUCCUGGCAUCGUGGAAAAAAGUAUGAUUUGACUGUGCGAGAUGUGGCUCCUUCAACUUUCAACGCGGUACUAUGUAUUAAUACGGACAUUGAAGUCGAAUUUGGGCGUAAUGAAAGGUCAAUGGACAGCGAUGAAGCUAGUGUCUUACACAAUGAGCUUAAAGCUACAUUGUCUGGACGGCGAUUGGGUGAUCCAAUCGACUGUCCAACACGGGACAACGUAACAGAAUUUGACUCGAACAUGCAACGCAUCGCGGAUGAAUUGACACCGGAGCCUCCCUUGGAACAGAAUUCAGGUGUUUGUAUAGUGCAAAUUCGGGGGGAUGGAACUCAUGCUCGCCGUCGUUUCGAUGUCCAAAACUCCACCGUCAAUGAUUUAUUUGCAUUUGCCUCAUUCGUCGUAGGAACCGGAUCUCCGUUUCGACUGGUGACACGGUUUCCUCGUCGCGUCUUCAUUCCAGACCAUGCAUCCAUUUCUCUUGCGGACGCGGGUAUCGCUGAUGGUCAAGAGCUGUUCCUUAUAGAACGAAUAUGA
Messenger RNA from Phaeodactylum tricornutum CCAP 1055/1, 1567 nucleotides. RefSeq lists its product with no specific name. Gene Ontology annotation, molecular function: polyubiquitin modification-dependent protein binding. Gene Ontology annotation, cellular component: VCP-NPL4-UFD1 AAA ATPase complex. The record is from RefSeq and is a predicted model, not a curated record. Bases 68 to 1567 code for a protein of 499 amino acids. NCBI's taxonomy places the organism in Eukaryota, Bacillariophyta, Bacillariophyceae, Surirellales, Neidiaceae. The transcript has a single exon.